ACCACAUUUAAACAUGGCCACUUAUCGGUCAUGGAAACUGAAGCGUUUUGCACGAUAUACACCAGGAGCUAAAGACAAAACAACAAUCCCAUGGAAGGUUUAUGAGAGUGGCAAGAAAAAGUCACCAGUUUUUCUGACGAUUUUGGACACUGGAUACUUGCUUGUAAUGCAGGGACAAGAGAGCCUGGAUACUGUGCAUCUGGUCGGUAGUGGGGACCAUAUCAAAGUUCACCAAAAAUCUGAUAAUCUCCUGUUUCGUUUUACUUUAAAUGGGGAGAGUCGCAUGACCAGACUACAAUUUGAGGCCAAAAGGAAGGAAGAUGCCUUAAAGGAGGCUGCAAAUGCGUUGAAGAAAGUAAUGGAGUACUUGCCUGUCACCAGUCUGGAGGAUGCCCCACAGCCACCUAAUCAAACCCAUACUGAGCCCUUAAUACAAGUUCCACAGAGUGCUGAUGAUGUGGGGAGCAAGCAAGAGGCGAUCCAGGGAUUACUGCCCAUAAAGAAGCUUGCACAGUAUUACUUGGGAGACAUUAAUUUAACUCUGCCGAAGAUGUAUCACCACUGUGAUUUGGCACAAGGUGAUUUGGAGCCCAUUCUGCGUGUAUUUCUGCUGGAUCCUAGCUGCCAUGCUUUUGUGGAGAAGGUGGAGGGAGAGCUGAAGACAUUGUUGCAAGAGUGA
Messenger RNA from Boleophthalmus pectinirostris (great blue-spotted mudskipper), 679 nucleotides. RefSeq names its product REC114 meiotic recombination protein (gene rec114). The coding region runs from base 14 to 679 and encodes 221 amino acids. The record is from RefSeq and is a predicted model, not a curated record. The transcript has 6 exons. NCBI's taxonomy places the organism in Eukaryota, Metazoa, Chordata, Actinopteri, Gobiiformes, Gobiidae.